Molecule: messenger RNA, 849 nt
Organism: Linum tenue
Lineage: Eukaryota; Viridiplantae; Streptophyta; Magnoliopsida; Malpighiales; Linaceae
Source: the annotation of a GenBank genome assembly
CUGUCAUUGCUUAAGCUUCAAAGCAAAGCAGUUCGUGAAGAGUUGGCACCACUGUUGUGGCACUCUUUUGGUGCUGUCACCAUACUUCUUCAGCUUUCCUCUUCUUGUUCCCAGGAAGUAAUUUCAGUGUACCGCUUCAUGCCUAACAACCUUACAGAAAAACAAUCAAAUCGUGUCUGCAAUGCCCUUGCUUUGUUUCAGGGUAUGGCUGCGCAUCCUGAUACAAAGCAUUUGCUUAUGAAAGCUAACAUACCCAUGUAUCUCUACCCAUUCCUUGAUAGCACAAACAAAGAGAAACCUCAUGAGUUCUUGAGGCUUACUAGCUUGGGAGUUAUUGGUGCCCUUGUCAAGGUUGAUGAUCCAGUUACUACAAGGUUCCUGCUGGAAUCUCAAGUCUUCCCCUGCUGCCUACGCAGCAUGGAGUUUGCGGAUCAUCUGCUGUCGAAAACUGUGGCAACCUUCAUAGUUCACAGGCUCAUACUGAAUGACGAAGGGCUGAGGUACUGCUGUGCUUUAGCAGACCGGUUCUUUGCAGUGAGCCAUCAGCUGGCCAAAAUGGUGGAACAGCUUGCCAAUAGCAACGAAAUGAUGCUCGGUGGGGAUACUCCGAAACGCCUUCUCAAGCACAUCAUCUGGUGUUACCAGAGGCUCUCUGAAAGCCCAAGGGCGUGCAAUGGACUUAGAACAUGGCUUCCUCUCAGAUUAAGAGACGCUGCAUUCAUCAGCAUCAUUCAAGAUGACGUUACUGCAAUGCAGUGCCUGCAGAGGCUGUUCAAUAACCUUGCUGCGAGGAAUGUGUCUCCACCCCCGGCCAUUGAUAACUUGCUUACCCGGUUGGUCCGCCAUUAG